AAUAUUGACGUUUUCUAGUUGUCAAUUGACUAUUUAUAAUGUUGGACUGCCCUCUUACUUUGAAAUCCAGAAGCGGAAGCGGUCCUUUAUUGCGCCUAGCUUGACGCAAAGUCAUUUCCAGGGUGGAUCUCCCACUGGCGGCUGUCCUCCUCCCUUCAGCGUUAAAACCGUCACGUCGUAGCUUUCGGCGCGGCAGCGGAGACCGAGCGGCAUCCCCGGCAGCGUUUGACGAGCGCAAGAAUCGCACCUCGUGUCGCCCUCUCGUGUGAAUCCGCCCCGCAGCGAGUUGCAGCGCUCACUCCCCCGGAGCCAGGCAGCCAUGGACGAAAAGGCGUUCACGAAGGAGCUGGACCAGUGGAUCGAGCAGCUGAACGAGUGCAAGCAGCUCACAGAGGGACAAGUGAAGAAUUUGUGUGAAAAGGCAAAAGAAAUCCUGACCAAGGAGUCCAACGUCCAGGAGGUGCGAUGUCCCGUGACGGUGUGCGGAGACGUGCACGGCCAGUUCCACGACCUGAUGGAGCUGUUCAAGAUCGGCGGGAAGUCUCCGGACACAAACUACCUUUUCAUGGGCGACUACGUGGACAGAGGGUAUUACUCCGUGGAGACCGUCACUUUACUAGUAGCACUUAAGGUUCGCUUCCGCGAGCGCAUCACCAUCCUCAGAGGGAACCACGAGAGCAGACAGAUCACGCAAGUGUACGGCUUCUACGACGAGUGCCUACGGAAAUACGGGAACGCCAACGUUUGGAAGUACUUCACAGACCUGUUCGAUUACCUGCCCCUCACUGCCUUGGUAGACUCGCAGAUUUUCUGUCUUCACGGUGGUCUGUCGCCUUCCAUCGACACGUUAGACCACAUCAGAGCUCUGGACCGCCUACAGGAAGUGCCACACGAGGGUCCCAUGUGCGACCUGCUGUGGUCGGACCCGGACGACCGCGGCGGCUGGGGCAUCUCGCCCCGAGGGGCGGGCUACACCUUCGGCCAGGACAUUUCCGAGACUUUCAACCAUGCCAACCGCCUCACACUGGUGUCCCGCGCCCAUCAGCUGGUGAUGGAGGGCUACAACUGGUGCCAUGAGCGCAAUGUGGUGACAAUAUUUAGCGCCCCCAACUACUGCUACCGUUGUGGCAACCAGGCAGCCAUCAUGGAAUUAGACGACACCCUCAAAUACUCCUUCUUGCAGUUCGACCCGGCGCCGCGCAGAGGGGAGCCGCACGUCACCCGUCGCACCCCCGACUACUUCCUGUAAACCCCGACCCUCGUCCAGUCCAGCAUCGCCACGACGACGACAUGAAGGAAGAGGGAGUCAUCAGCAAGGCGGCUGCACAGCAGUGCACAUUGUACAUUCACACAAGACCUAUUUAAGCAUUUUGUCUGUGUCGAUAGAUGGACCAAAAGGUGCCAUAACUAUUAACAAUAUUCAUGGCUGAGCCCCCCCUCGCCCCCCACUGCGUCACUGCUCACCUAAGAAAAGGUGUUUGUAUUGCUCAUCCUGUAGCUGGACUGCUGGCACUGAGGUCCAAAAACAAACGCUACUUUAACCGUGGAGAGGUCUGGUGAUGAUCUGUUUGCACUUUUGUAAAUCUAAAGAAAUGUAAGAUAUGUCAAAAGAAAGAAAACACUAUAGAUGUUUCUUUUUUAUUUUACUGAUAAAUAAAAGCCCCCCGUGAGGAACAUUUUACUUCUUUGUCCUGUGCAACUUUGAAGGAAGCAUCUUUUACACAUUUACCCAGCUCGGUGUUUUACUCUGUAUAUGAGAUGACCACAUGGUGGCGUGUUCAUCCGCAUCAACUCUGAACCACAGAGUCUGUAUUAACCAAGGUAUUUCAAUAAUAAAGAAUUAACAUGGCUCCUUGA
This is a messenger RNA of Synchiropus splendidus (mandarinfish), 1857 nucleotides long. It is a transcript of the gene ppp2cab, whose product is annotated as protein phosphatase 2 catalytic subunit alpha b. Gene Ontology annotation, cellular component: cytosol. Lineage: Eukaryota; Metazoa; Chordata; Actinopteri; Syngnathiformes; Callionymidae. The record is from RefSeq and is a predicted model, not a curated record. Gene Ontology annotation, biological process: peptidyl-serine dephosphorylation; mitotic cell cycle. Gene Ontology annotation, molecular function: protein serine/threonine phosphatase activity. Bases 320 to 1249 code for a protein of 309 amino acids. The transcript is spliced from 7 exons.